Messenger RNA from Osmia bicornis bicornis, 1858 nucleotides. It is a transcript of the gene kra, whose product is annotated as protein krasavietz. The record is from RefSeq and is a predicted model, not a curated record. The coding region runs from base 144 to 1406 and encodes 420 amino acids. NCBI's taxonomy places the organism in Eukaryota, Metazoa, Arthropoda, Insecta, Hymenoptera, Megachilidae. Gene Ontology annotation, molecular function: protein binding. Gene Ontology annotation, cellular component: cytoplasm; membrane. The transcript is spliced from 8 exons.
AAUUGUGGCUUCUCCUCAGGUUGAUUCUCUUCAGAUUCGCUGACCUCAAGUACUCAAAAUCCUCUUUGAGAUAUUUCGUAUUGCCCUUAUACGCCUGAAAAGGGGUAGUUCUACAGUUGUACGUGCAUUUAAAAGGGUAUUGUAUGAGUCAAAAAAUAGAAAAACCAAUAUUAUCAGGUCAACGUAUAAAGACCAGAAAGAGAGAUGAAAAAGAAAAGUAUGAUCCGAUGGGAUUUCGGGAUGCCAUUUUACUUGGUUUGGAAAAGGCUGGUAACGACUUAGAUGCAAUUUCAAAGUACUUGGAUGCAGCUGGCUCUAAAUUAGAUUACCGCCGAUAUGGGGAGGACCUUUUUGACAUCUUAAUAGCUGGAGGGCUCCUGAUCCCAGGUGGUUCUAUUGCUCAAGAUGGUGACAAACCAGUUAGAACUACUGCUUGUGUUUUUGAACAACCAGAAGAUAUGGAAUCUAUGCGAAAUUUUGAACAAGUUUUUAUCAAACUUAUGAGACGCUAUAAAUAUUUGGAAAAAAUGUUUGAAGAAGAAAUGAAAAAAGUAUUGGUUUUUAUGAAGGGGUUUUCUCCCAAGGAAAGAAUAAAAUUAGCUAGAAUGACAGCUCUAUGGAUUUCUAAUGGUUCUGUUCCACCUACUGUACUUUCAGUCUUAAUCAAUGAACAUCUUGUCAAAGAUAACUUAGCAUUAGACUUUUUAUUAGAAGUCUUUGUUACUUGGAGACAAGAGAAGGGUUUAUCUAGUUUAAUGACUGCUUUGAAAAAAGGCAAUAUUGAAGGAAGGUUAAUGGAAUUUGUACCACCGAACAAACGAACAGAAGAAUAUUUUCGAUCUGUGUUUGAGACUGUUGGUCUCGCAGACAUUGUGAAGUUACAUAAAGCUCAAGCAAGUCAAGAAGCAAAACGAGAUUUACAGCAGUUAUUAUUGGACGAUUUGGUUGAUAGUCGUCCUAUGAAAGAUAUUAUAUUAGAUCUCAAAGAAAUGGCACAAAGGAGUAGUAUUCCUGAGCAUGAAGUUAUUGGUUUGAUUUGGGUUGUUGUAAUGGGUCAAGCUGAAUGGAAUAAGAAGGAAGAGCUAGUAGCUGAUCAAGCACUGAAACACUUAAAAGUAUAUACUCCAUUGUUCGAUGCUUUUACAACCACUGCCAGAUCUGAACUCGCGCUUAUUCUCAAGGUCCAGGAAUUUUGUUACGAAAAUAUGAAUUUCAUGAAAGUCUUCCAAAAAAUUGUUCUACUAUUUUAUAAAACGGAUGUAAUAUCCGAAGAAGUGAUUUUAAAAUGGUAUAAGGAAGGUCAUUCUGUGAAAGGAAAAAUGCUGUUUUUGGAUCAAAUGAAAAAAUUUGUUGAGUGGUUACAGAAUGCAGAAGAAGAAUCUGAAUCAGGAGAAGACGAAGAUUAAAAAGCAUAAAAAAUAAUAUAAGCAUCAUUAUUAUGAAAUUAAUACGUUUGGAUUUUAUCCAUCAUUUUUAAAAUGGAUCAAAAUAUGAACUGAAAUUGGAUUGUACUGAUAAAUAGAAAUUUUAAAAAAUGAAUUUGUAUUAUUAUGAGAAACAAUAUAUCAGGACAAGUACAUAAAAUUUUUUAAUUGUUAAUAAACAAGAAACAACAUUACAUUAACAUCCGAUUAGCGUGGGAGAUAAAUUGUAAAUUUGCAAUGUCUUUAAAUUGUAUUACUUUAAGAAGAAAUAUUUUGUGUUACAUUUUUAUAACACCGCUACAAAAUAUAUACAGAAUAACAAGUUAUUGAAGAAAAGAUCUUUAUCUCUGUGUACGUAUAAUUUUCAGACCCCUAUUCUUUGUAUGAUAAUAUUGUAUUAGUUUUUAGAAAAUAUAUUGUCAGGUGGUGUUUAA